Molecule: messenger RNA, 4113 nt
Organism: Sarcophilus harrisii (Tasmanian devil)
Lineage: Eukaryota; Metazoa; Chordata; Mammalia; Dasyuromorphia; Dasyuridae
Gene: TMEM168
Product: transmembrane protein 168
Exons: 6
Coding region: 720-2813 (697 amino acids)
Source: RefSeq, a predicted model, not a curated record
GGAGCUGCUUCAAAGGGAACGAUCCUUCUCCCCAGAGGUCUGAGAGGGCCUGGUUAGUCAGUGUCCGCGAGACAAGCGGUCUCCGUCGCUUGGCUGCGGGGGGCGGGAACGACCGCCUCUCGGCCCACCCGGACUUUGGGGUGCGCGCGGGGCGGGACGAAGGGGAGAAGCUCGCGAGCCCGGCCCGGGCCUAGGCGCCUCGCCUAGUUUGACCCUAUCCGCGCUCCGUACCUCCCUCUGAGCCGGCGGCGGGAACAUGGCCGCCGCUGCCGCCGCCGCCGCGACUGUCACCCUCUUAGUAACGGAGAAAGUUUUCCAACAAUCUGGCCUCUGUUAGUCCCGGUCCGCCCGCAGGUCCCACUCGGGGCCAACCUCCUGACGUCCCCCGCACGCCGAGACGUCCGGGCCCCAGAGAGUGGAAGAGCCGGCCCCGGCAGAGCCAGACUCAUUUCACAAACAUAUGAAAAUCUACCAUGUUCCAGGCACUGUGCUAGGCACUGGGAAUACAAAGACAAAAACUAAUCUCUGCUGUUAAGGACCUUCUGUUCUAUUGGAAGGAGUAAAAACAAAGUAAAACCAGACAUAUAUGCCAAAAAGUCUUCAAAUAAGAUUUCAUCUGAGGAAAUGGUGAAGUAGGAGCUUGCAGAUGUCCUGGAUUUUCUGGAUGCACUACAAACAAUUUUUAUAGUGUGGAGAAAGAGCUUUAAUUGCCAUUUUACAUGUGUAGAUCACUGCGCUACUGUAUUAGUCAUUGUCUGUAUAUGGCAAUGACAAGACUGGAAGAAGUGAAUAGAGAAGUGAAUAUGCACUCUUCAGUUCGAUAUCUUGGCUACUUAGCCAGAAUCAAUUUAUUAGUAGCAAUAUGCCUAGGUCUUUAUGUAAGAUGGGAAAAGACAGCAGAUUCCCUGAUUCUGGUCAUUUUUAUACUUGGCCUUUUUGUUCUUGGAAUUGCCAGCAUUCUCUAUUAUUAUUUUUCAAUGGAAGCAGCAAGUUUAAGCCUCUCUAAUCUUUGGUUUGGAUUCUUGCUCGGUCUUCUUUGUUUCCUAGAUAAUACACCUUUUAAAAAAGAUGUUAAAGAAGAAGUGACUAAGUAUUUGCUUCUGACUUCCAUAGUAUUGAGGAUAUUAUGUGCUUUAGUGGAGAGAAUUUGUGGUUGUAUCCGUCAUCGACCCACUUUACUUACCACAGUUGAAUUCCUUGAGCUGGUUGGAUUUGCCAUUGCUAGUACCACUAUGCUGGUGGAAAAGUCUAUGAGUGUCAUCUUGCUUGUUGUAGGUUUGGCGAUGCUGAUUAUUGACCUAAGAAUGAAGUCAUUCUUAGCAAUUCCAAAUUUAGUGAUUUUUGGUGUCUUACUGUUUUUUUCUUCAUUAGAAACACCUCAGAAUCCAGUUGCCUUUGCAUGUUUUUUUAUCUGUCUAAUUACUGAUCCAUUCCUUGACAUCUAUUUUAGUGGACUUUCAGUUACUGAAAGAUGGAAACCCUACUUGUAUCGUGGAAGAAUUUGUAGAAGAUUUUCUGUCAUUUCCAUUGGCUUGAUUGAGCUUACUUUUUUUAUUCUUUCAGCAUUUAAGCUUGGAAAUUCUUAUCUCUGGUACUUUGUAAUACCAGGGUUUUCCAUUUUUGGAAUUUUCUGGAUAAUUUGUCAUAUUAUUUUUCUUAUAACUCUUUGGGGGUUCCAUACCAAAUUAAAUGACUGUCAUAAAGUCUAUUAUACUCACAGGGCAGAUAAUAAUAGCCUUGAUAGAGUAAUGGCAUCUAAAGGAAUGCGACAUUUUUGCUUAAUUUCAGAACAACUAGUUUUCUUUAGUCUUCUUGCAACAGCAAUUUUGGGUGCAGUAUCCUGGCAGCCAACAAAUGGAAUCUUCUUGAGCAUGUUUCUUAUUGUUUUACCAUUGGAAUCCAUGGCUCAUGGACUCUUUCAUGAACUGGGUAAUUGUUUAGGAGGAACAUGUGUUGGAUAUGCCGUUGUGAUUCCAACCAACUUCUGCAGUCCUGAUGGUCAGCCAACACUUCUUCCUCCAGAUCAUGUUCAGGAGUUGAACUUGAGGUCUACUGGCAUGCUUAAUGCUAUUCAACGUUUUUUUGCAUAUCACAUGAUUGAAACAUAUGGCUGUGACUAUUCCACAAGUGGAUUUUCUUUGGAUACUCUGCAUUCCAAGCUCAAAGCUUUCCUUGAACUUCGGACUACAGAUGGACCCAGACAUGACACUUAUGUUUUAUAUUACAGUGGUCACACUCAUGGUACAGGAGAAUGGGCUCUGGCAGGUGGAGACACAUUACGACUUGACACACUUUUGGAAUGGUGGAGAGAAAAGAAUGGUUCUUUCUGUUCCCGACUUAUUAUUGUACUAGAUAGUGAGAACUCAAUCCCGUGGAUUAAAGAAGUGAGAAAAAUUAAUGAUCAAUAUAUUGCAGUGCAGGGAGCCGAGAUGACCAAGGUGGUGGACCUUGAAGAAGCUGACCCUGCACAGCUUGGUGACUUUACAAGAGACUGGGUAGAAUACAACUGUAAUGCUAACAGCAACAUCAGCUGGGCCGAAAAGGGGCGUGCUGUGAAAGCAGUAUAUGGUGUGUCCAAAAGAUGGAGCGACUACACUUUGCAUUUGCCAACAGGAAGUGAUGUUGCCAAGCACUGGAUGUUAUACUUUCCUCGUGUUACAUACCCUCUAGUCCAUUUGGCAAACUGGCUUUGUGGCCUAAACCUUUUCUGGAUCUGCAAAGCUUGUUUUAGGUGCUUGAAAAGGUUAAAAAUGAGGUGGUUUCUUCCUGCUGUGCUGGACACAGGACAAGGCUUCAAACUUGUCAAAUCAUAAUUAGGAACCAAAGAUGGAACAUGACAGAGUCUUUUACUAUCAAAAAUGACUAACCUGCCACUUUUUAUAUACUAUUUUUUGUGCGUGAAAGUUUCUUGCUACUUUAUAGUUGCACUGUUUUCUUAAGCAAUUGCCAGUAUAUGCAAAGGGUUGGAAACUCUAUUAUUUUAAACUAAAAAGUGUGUGCUUGGUGAAUAACAUUUGUAACCAAAUUUCUCUGUAAGUGUAUAAGAUCUAAUGUGACUGUACAAUUUGAAAAAAGGUUGCAAGUUCACAUAUAUUGGGGAGAGGAGGGGAAGACUGCUCUGAAAUAAUCAUCCAAGAACAAAAAUGCCUUAUUUUCUAGGAGGAAACUAGAGCAUGUACAACAAACUUCCUUGGCUACUAUUAUGGGGGGAAAAAAAAUGGGUGUAAAAAAAUCUCUUGCUCUGAAUAGUAUUAAAGACUGAGUUAAGACCAUUAGAAAGUCCCCAUGCCUAUUGUAAAUAGAAAAGAUCCUUCCUAUAAUGAAUGUUUUAUAGUACAAAUAUGCAAAGCAUGCAGGCCAGUGCCUUGAGAUGCCUUUGCUGUGACCAUUAAGAGAGCAUAGAAUUCAAAAUUAGUCAGAUUAGCUGUAAUCCAUUUAGGUAUGAUAGGCUAAAGGCGAAAUAGAAAUUACUUUUGCAUGCAUUGUUGGUAGCACCUGAAUCAAAAGACUGGACAAUUUUAUAGUCUUAUCUCAGGGUCAUUUCACAUUUUCUUAAGGACAGAAAAUGUUAAAUGCAUAAACCUUCCAAAAAAACUCAAUCUCUUCUUGCAAGGAAUUGUCUUAAGUCAGAAUAUAUUAAUCAAAAAAAAAAAAAAAAGGUUAUUCUGGCUCAUCAGUGCUCAUGUUCUUCCAUAAAAUUUAUUAUUUUUCACCACAUAAAAAUUAAUAUUAUUUAGUUUAGGCUGGUAAGUUUUCUAUUGACACACACAUGAUAUAUUAUGUUAAAAUAUUUAAUAUUAACAGUUUUGUCAAAAUGUGAUAACUUAAGAAAUUUUUAACCACAAUAUUUUCUAUAUUUAAACAGUAGUCUGUGAUCAGUGUAUUCCCUGAGGGAUGGUUCACUCCCUACUCUUACUCAUAAUUUCUCAAAUUUUAAAUUUCUAUUUUUGAGAAAGGAAUAGGAUUAAAUUUGGGGGUCUGUCAGCACUUCUCUAUUUAAGUUACUGUAGCUUUUCAAAAUUAAGCCAUUUUCCCCAAUUUGACAGAGAAUUGAAACUUUACCUUACAUCUACCUCUUUCUACAUGUAAAAAUUGAGGAUCUAGUUACUAAUA